CCUAUACAACACAGAAGGGGGGCGUGUCCCAGUGCCCCUGCUCCCUCUCUCUCUCUUUCUCUCUCUAUCAUUCUCUCUCUCCUAUAGAGGCAACGCGAGCGCACCGUACUGCUGAUACGCAGCAGUUCUCGCACGCGGCCCGUAUGCGUGUAUGUGUGUGUAGUGUGUGUGUAUAGUGCCUGUGUUUGUGUGUGUGAGUGUGUGUGCGUUUGCGCUUUGGAGUCACCGUGGAGAACUCUGGGGUGCAGCGCUGGCACCACAUCGCCAUGGACGCCGUGCGAGCAGCGGCUCUCUGUGCGCUCUUCUUCUUCCUCUGGAGUUUACCGUGCUGCCAACCGGCCGCCAUCAUCUCUUCCCCGGUGCUGCCGCGCAGGAGCAGGACCAGCAGGAGCGCUCAGGACACACACAGGACCCCCAAAACUCUCAAAGAGCCCGCCGCGUCCUCAGCAGCCGCGGCGCUCAGGGCCGAACUGAAGAGCGCCGUGGAGCCGCACGACUACAUGCUCUCCAUUUACAGGACUUACUCCGCCGCGGAGAAACUGGGGCUCAACGCCAGCUUUUUCCCCUCUUCAAAAUCGGCCAACACUAUCACCAGCUUUGUGGACAGAGGGAAAGAUGAUCUCGUGCUCUCUCCUUUGCGAAGGCAGAAGUAUCUGUUCGACGUUUCCACUCUUUCGUCCAAAGAGGAUCUGCUGGGCGCGGAGCUUCGGCUGUUCCGCCAACUCCCCACGGACUCUGCCCCCCCUGACUCGGGCCUCUACACCCUCCACCUGUCCUCAUGCGGCUCAUCCAGCCCGCUGCACUCCAGCUCCCUACAUUUGCCUGGCUCCCGCAAGGCGUCCUGGGAGGUGGUGGACGCAUCGGGCGCGUUCAAAGGUAAAGGGAGUCCCACCGGUGGCCAGGUGUGCGUGGAGCUCUCCGUGACGCACGGCAAGUCGGAAGCUGAGCUCGACCUGAGGCAACUGGGCUUCGGCAGGCGCGCGCGGCCUCGGCGCCACCGGGCCAUCCUGGUGGUGUACACGCGCUCGCGUAAGCGAGAGAGCCUCUUCAACGAGCUGAGGGAGAAGACCAAGGCAAGGGGCGACCCCCCGCCCGGGCUCAAGGCUAGGCGCAGGCGCAGGACGGCGCUGGGCUCCAGUCGCCACGGCAAGCGGCACGGCAAGAAGGCCAAGUCGCGAUGCAGCAAGAAGGCGCUGCACGUCAACUUCAAGGAGCUCGGCUGGGACGACUGGAUCAUCGCGCCACUAGACUACGAGGCGUACCACUGCGAGGGCGUGUGCGAUUUCCCCCUCCGGUCGCACCUGGAGCCCACCAACCACGCCAUCAUCCAGACGCUCAUGAACUCUAUGGACCCGGGGAGCACGCCGCCCAGUUGCUGCGUGCCCACUAAGCUCAGUCCCAUCAGCAUCCUCUACAUCGACUCGGGCAACAACGUCGUCUACAAGCAGUAUGAAGACAUGGUAGUAGAACAGUGCGGCUGCAGGUAGCGUCAAACCCCCCCCACGCCAAAACGCCCCCGCAAAUCCUAGUCCCCUCCACGGGAGGGGAGCUUUGUUACUUUUUAGGGCUGAGACGGACUCGCCUUGAAGAGAAAAACACCCGAAACUGACACACACACCCGCACACAGGUCAGUCGAAGCUGCUGAAACAAGACGUGUGGAAGUCCGAAAUGCAAAAGGGAGUCCCCUAGCCGCUUCUUAGCAUGGUUAGAUGGUUUCUAGUCAGUUUAGGCUUAUCUUUGGUAGAGAGGCCUUAAAUAGCAGCACCAACCAUUUAUUUACACAACUACUACUAGCCCGUUCCACAAUUGUUUACUGUAGCUAUAGCUCGGUUUAUUUCUCUACACGUUCACGUUACACAGCACACGCUGCAGAACGCGUAGAAAGACCUUCAAGUGGCUAGAAUGGUAUAGCGAAAGGCAUGUGUGUAAAAAUCUAGACGUGGGGAUUUUGGAUCUCCAGUACGUCUGUGGACUCACCGGAGGAUGGAGUGAUGGAAUGACGGGGUGAAAUAGGUGUUGGGGAGUGAAGGGGUGACGGACGGAGAGGUGAUGAGGCACCUGUCCAACGCCCAGCCGUUGAGGGGAUGAAUACUCUUCUUACCUGUUGCUCUUGUCUGCUGUGGUGUCAGUGGUCAAUGGUCAGUUCAAAUGCUUCAUCAUCACGGCGAGACGAUCAUUCACUACCAAACCUUCUGAAAAAAAAAAAGCCAGAAUUCCUGCUGCGUCUCUACAAACCCAAUACUUGUAGAGAACUUCUUAUUGUCUCAAAUGAUUGAAGAGACUGGGAACUCGAUCACACCUUGUAGACUCUACAAUGCGAUCAUGGACAAACACACUCGGGUAAAAUGUUUUGUAUUAUGUUUGUUUUCGAAGUGCCUGGACUUUUGACUGUAAGGAUCGCAGUGCCUGCUAAAACCUUCUCCUUGCCGGACUCUGAAGAGUCGUGGACAAAAACCGAAAUCCUUCACUAAGCGGAAAGGAGUUAAAAACCCGUGCGCGCUCCCGUGUCUUCACUAAAUGCACUUCACAGAGACUGACUGGCCAAGCCGUGUGGUCAGGAGCCUUCCCCCCACCCCCCACCUGACCAUAGCGAGGAGGAAGACUCCUAAGCGAGAUUAUAUUUAAAUGCACAUUAGCUUCGAAUGCACUGUUGUUCAUUAUUUGAGCUGUAAAUAUUUGUAUAGUUAAAAGGCUCUAAAAAGUGCGAGGAAUGGAGAAAUGCCCAGCCACAUUUCUUUGUAAAAUGUACAUUUUUUUUAAAUGCACUCAAAUCGUUAUAAUUUCUAUUCUAUAAUUAUUUUAUUAUUUGUGAUGUACAGAGUUUCAUGAUAAUCGUGUAUUUCUUACAUUGAUAAAAGAAAAUUAAUUUAAAAAAUGUAUUCAGUACUUGCUGAGGUUGAAAAUACCAAUAUCAAUGUCUACCUCAUUAUUGCAUAGAUUCUAAGUUUUGAGGUGCAUUCAGUUAGAGUGUAAAGGUUUCUUUUUCAAUUCUAUAUACAAUAUAUCAAUGGAUAAUAAUCCACACUAUUGCUGUACUAAUAAAAUGGAAAAUGAAUGAUCUGUGUGUCGCUAAUGACUCACAAAAACAUGAAAA
Astyanax mexicanus (Mexican tetra) is the source of this 3095-nucleotide messenger RNA. It is a transcript of the gene gdf6a, whose product is annotated as growth differentiation factor 6a. Gene Ontology annotation, cellular component: extracellular region. The record is from RefSeq and is a predicted model, not a curated record. Bases 267 to 1487 code for a protein of 406 amino acids. The transcript is spliced from 2 exons. Lineage: Eukaryota; Metazoa; Chordata; Actinopteri; Characiformes; Acestrorhamphidae. Gene Ontology annotation, biological process: BMP signaling pathway; SMAD protein signal transduction. Gene Ontology annotation, molecular function: growth factor activity; cytokine activity.